GCUCUCCGACCUGCGCAACUCGCGGAAGCCAGACGCCUCCCGGCAGCUGAGAGUGGGCCAUCGACACACGUCGCUACCACCAACUGUGUGCAGGGCCGCCUCACCAGGCUACAAGUCAGUACUACACGCUACUGGAGGACUGCUGCCCAGACGAGGACAUGGCUGUGGAGAAGCGCGGCCUGGAACUGGAGCUGGAACUCAAGGAGCGGCCGCCUCCGGCCACCCCUGCCGCCAUAGUGCCAGCUGACCAGCACGUGGCCUCCACGCUGCAGUUGGCACAGAGCGCUGAGCUGCAAUCGCGAGAGAAACUAGAAGAGUACGACCCUUUCGACAAGAGGGAGAACAAGAGCGUCAGCGACGGCGGCGCGUUGAUGCACCUGCUGAAGGGCAGCCUGGGCACGGGCAUUCUGGCGAUGCCGAUGGCCUUCCGCAACUCGGGACUCGCCUUCGGCGCCGUCGCCACGCUGGUUAUCGGUUUCGUCUGCACCCACUGCGUCGGCAUGCUGGUGUCGGUGUCUCAGUCGCUGUGUCGGCGUACCCGCACGCCUUCGCUGGACUACGCGCAGACUGCGGAGGUCGCCUUCCUCACGGGGCCCCCGGCUACCAGGGGCUGGGCCACCACUGCCAGGAGGAUCACGAACGGCACCCUGCUGGCUACCUACUACAGCACGAGCGUCGUCUACGUUGUCUUCAUCGCCACCUCUGUCAAGCAGGUGGGGGACCACCUGUGGCAGGAGAAGGAUGUGCGGCUCUACAUGGCAAUGGCAAUGCCGCUGUUGAUGGCCAUCAGCCUGGUGCGGCAGCUGCGCUGGCUGGUGCCCUUCUCAUUGAUGGCCAACGGGUUCAUCGCGGUGAGCUUCGGCAUCACUUUGGCUUACAUCUUCACGGACCUACCACCGACUGACCACGACCGCUCCAUGCUGGCCUCUCCUGCUCAGAUCCCGCUCUUCUUCAGCACAGUUAUCUUUGCUAUGGAAGGCAUUGGUGUGGUCCUGCCCGUGGAGAACAGCAUGAAGACGCCGCAGCACUUCCUGGGCUGCCCCGGCGUGCUCAACAUCGCCAUGGUGAUCGUCAUCUCGCUGUACGCCUUCAUCGGCUUCUUCGGCUACGUCAAGUACGGCGAGGCCACCAUGGGCAGCGUCACGCUCAACCUGCCCGUCGAGGACAUCCUGGCGCAGGUGGUGAAGCUGCUGAUCGCGGCGGCCAUCUUGUUCACGUACGGCCUGCAGCAGUACGUGCCCACGCAGAUCGUCUUCUCGCCAGAACUGCGCUCCAGGCUGGGCAGUCGUUGGGAGACCACAGCCGAGAUCGCCUACCGGCUGCUGAUCGCCGUCCUCUCAGUGGCGGUGGCGGCGGCGCUGCCCAACCUGGGCCCCGUCAUCUCGCUGGUGGGCGCCGUCUGCUACUCGACGCUCGGUCUGCUGUGGCCCGCCGUCAUCGAGACGGUGGCGCUGUGGGAGCGAGGCGUCGGUCCGGCCUCGUGGCACCUCUUCAAGAACGCACUCAUCGCCGUCUUCGCGGUCACCGCCCUUGUCUCCGGUUCCUACGCCAGCAUCCUCGAGAUCGCAGAGGCCUACGGCUGAUGACGUCACCGGCAGCUCGCGACUACCGCGGCCGUGUGUCCGAAUACGCCUUCCACAUCGCUGCCGGUCACACAGCAGACACACAGUGUUAUUUAUGUUCUCUCAUCUCCUAUAUAUGCCAUGACUGUGCGACCUCUCCCCUGAGGACGCAAACAAGCAGAUGCUGGUUGGAAACUGAUUUUAGAAAACCGACCAUUAAACUGCUCCUGGAAAGUAUUUCUUUACUCAAGCUCUGCUAGUGAUCCUAACAUACCAGUGACAAAACGUCUUGCCAAAACCCAAGAAUCUCCGGCCAAGGCAUGAAAGCAAUCACCCGGUGAUAGGCGAGCGUUAUCGCGCUGUUCCUAUAUACCCCAUAUCCAUUCUCAGACUCAUUGUUAUUUAUGUUUUUCCAUAACAUGUUUGUUUGCACGGCUAUCUUCGUAGCAUCUGUUAAAAUCAAUUAUUAUUGCUUUGUCCAUCUGAAGAUCGCUGCAAAUAAUUGAAGAGUGUUUUGUACCACAUGCAUUUCGCUUUUCUUUAUAAAGCAUAUUCUGUGGUCAUUCUGCAAAUAUUGAUACAUAUUUGUAUAUUUUUGGACUCUCUUAGAUCAAAAACAGUACUUUGUUUACAAAGUUGGAGUGCAGGGAAGAACAGUGGUUUGGAAAAUGUGUGGAACAGGUGCAGGAACAUCGUAAAUUUGAAAAAAAGUACUCUUUUUAAUCUAAAGCAACCAAAGAUAUACAAACAUCUAUCCAUGUUUGCAGAAUGACCACAGCAGAUGCUUUGUAAACAAAAGCAAAACGUGUCUGGUGCAAAAUCCUCCUUAAUCAACUACAGUAAGCUUAAGAUGGAGAAAUCACUAUCAGUUGAUAUUCUUCCAGAUUUAUCUCCACCACAACUACGUGAAAUGCCUGUAGCAACAGCAAAAAAUAAUUUCUCCGUUUCUUGGUGGAUACUGUUUUUAGGAAUUAUUUCCGUGAGCUUCACAUGAGGUGAAGCUUCAGAGGAUAAAUCAAUGACAAUUGUUAUUCUUCCAUAUUUAUCUCUACCACAACUACGUGAAAUGCCUGUAGCAACAGCAAAAAUUUUUUCCGUUUCUUGGUGGAAACUGAUUUUAGGAAUUAUUUCUGUGAGCUUUACAUGAGAUGUCUGGUAGAUCCUUCCUGCAAGAUGUUCUCCUACGUUAUCGUUUGGUCAUAAACUGUAUUUACCAAUGACCAGUUUUCUUUUCCUUGCGCAAUGUAGCUCAUUGAAAAAUACCGUUGCUGCUUCUGGAUCCUUAGACAAAAUAACAGUUUAAAAUUAGAUCAUUAUUCCACACAGGCUGUUAAAAAUUAUCAAUUGUUCCUAACUAUGAUUGACAGUAUCAGCAUUUAUGCCAUUGUCAGACACCAUGAGAACAUACCAGGGACGUAAAAGCAAUAGAAAAAUAUUACACGAGUGUGAAGAUCAAUAUAUAUAGAUCAUACCUGCAAGAUGCAACAAUCCUAGUGUUUUUAUACCUUUAUCACUGUUGUCAAACUUAUUUCAAAAAAAUUUGUCAUUUAAUUACUUGGAAUGUUAUCUGUACGUGCUCUGAGAGUUCAGUCCCCAAUUCACUGAAAAUGGUCAACCUAAGUAACACUUUGAGUCGUCGGAAGAGAUGGUAGACUUGCAUAGCGAAAUGAGAAGUAACACGGGGUUCAUCAAACGACUCCCAUGGCAAUUUUUUAGCUAUUUCUGUUGUGUGUGCGUCUUUGAGCUGUUUCGGUGCCCUUAAUACUGCAGUUUACUACAGCUAAGAGUUUUAUUCGUAAUUCUCAACAACGUUUCCCAACAUACUUCUCGGACAUCAGAGGAACAUAGUUUAUCAGGAAUAGGAAUUUCUUCUCUCAGCAGAGCAUUGUUAUAAUUUUCCGUCCACAUUACAGAUAAACUGUUUCUCUGUUCAUUAUUAGUAUUUCAGCGGGCUUGCUUGAAGUCACAACACCAUACCACCACUUUUCCUUCACUCGUGACAAUACCUCCAGAUGUUUCACGCAGCUGACAUUUGAUUUUGGUAGGAUUAUGUUCCUAAAGAAAUGUAAUUGCUCGCCAAUUUCACCAUUUACUGCAUGAAAAUUAUUAGUACGGCACUGUGUUACGCUGAUUACAAAGACAGAUAACUAUAACCUGUAGGCAAGUGAUGGAGUAACGCUUCCAACAGGCUAUUUAAUAUUAUUAUGGGUGCGGAAACCAAUCAUUACUGCAAUCAGUUUUUUUUAUAUGCAAAUGUACCUCCGUUUUGAACGAAGUCCCUUACUGAAGUUAACAUAACACCUUCUCCGAAAUAUUUUCAAUGAAUGAGCUUGUCACUUAACCUUUACCAUAAUAUAUUUUAUAAUACAGUAUUAGACGUGAUGAAGUUACCACAAACAUUUAGUGUUACACUGAUUAAUAACUGCUUCGCUAACCCUUCUGCGCUAAAGAAAAGCUACUUCACUUUCUUCAUCAAGUUAGAUUUCCUGUUUUAAAGUGCAUGAAAUCUUUUCAGGAUCAGUUUUAUUUUGCCAUGUAGUAAAUAAAUUUCUUGUACACUACAAAUAAUUACGCAUAUUUGUACUUAACGCAAAAGCAUUGCUUAUAAAUGCUUCUGACAAAGAAAAUACAUAUAGAGCCACAAUAUACAUGCUACGACAAGAACAAGUGUUCCACGUUAAACAUGUAGUACUUUGGUCGAUGUAUUGUCAGGCUGUGUACCUCAGCAGGCCAUGAAAAAAAUGUUAAUCCUUCCGAGGAGAUGAAUAUAUAUGACAUAUUAUAAAUUGAUUGACUGUGGAUUAUUACGACUAUUGCCAUGGUCUUUAGACUAAUGGUAGCGGCUGUGUCUACAUAUUCACUGAUCUCAACGUGUUCGAGUGUUUCGUCACUGCUGAACCAUGAAGAGUGCUGAGUUAUCUGGAAUCAUGCCCUGGAGAUAACCUGUAUUCAGUUCAGUUGCUGGGUGAACCCUGCAUACUGGACAUUUAUUAACUGAGGCAGCGUUUCACUGCUUUUUUUUAUCGUAUGAGCUGUGAAUAUCGUGUGAUACUUUUCCAGUACAAAGGUUUCUAAACGGCUGCAUACAAGGAGGCAGACGUCCAAUGAUGUACUAGCUUGCAGUUCAGUUUACUGUGAUAAAAUUCUGUAGGCUACGAGAACUUCUGUUCCUUGUCGAGUGAGUAACGCAUGUACAUACGAACAAGUGCUGUAUGCUAGUGUACGAGCUCGUAGAACGAGAGACAGUGAAACUCGGACACUGAGAUGAAAACUAUGAAGUGGAUAUUUAUUGCAAGUAAUUGUGUACCUGAAAAUGGCAGCUGUUCAUAAUAAAUGCAAGAAUCUAUUUCCACUGCAUCAUGUAACCAUCAGCUCAAGGUAACAGUCAUUUCCAGUGAAAUUAAUGUUGCUAAAAACAUAUUUUCAUGUAAAUUAUUUACCACAUGGGAAUAAAUUUUCGCUUCAAAGUGAUAGCUUUAUCGAGUGUUGCAUAGAAAAGAGACUGUAACAUCGAUCUGUUCUGACUUGUUGAAUUGGCACUAUGUUGUUAUCCAUAAAUAUUUUUGUGAGUAUAAUAUAUUUCUGUUAGAAAAUAAAAUAAAUGUAUUAAGUGUUAGUUCGCCUCACGUUUUACUA
Schistocerca americana (American grasshopper) is the source of this 5198-nucleotide messenger RNA. Its product is annotated as proton-coupled amino acid transporter-like protein pathetic. Bases 159 to 1583 code for a protein of 474 amino acids. NCBI's taxonomy places the organism in Eukaryota, Metazoa, Arthropoda, Insecta, Orthoptera, Acrididae. Gene Ontology annotation, molecular function: amino acid transmembrane transporter activity. The transcript is spliced from 10 exons. Gene Ontology annotation, cellular component: vacuolar membrane. The record is from RefSeq and is a predicted model, not a curated record. Gene Ontology annotation, biological process: amino acid transmembrane transport.